AUGAAAUACCUCAUUGUUACUGGAGGAGUACUGAGUGGUCUGGGAAAGGGAAUCACAAUCAGUUCCCUGGGUAGAUUGCUUCAAGCUCAUGGAGUGAAAGUGACUUCUAUCAAGAUUGAUCCGUAUCUAAACUGCGAUGCUGGUACAAUGAGCCCCUAUGAACAUGGAGAGGUGUACGUGCUUGCUGACGGAGGCGAGGUCGAUCUUGAUCUCGGUAACUAUGAGCGGUUUUUGGAUGUAAAAUUGACUCGAGAUAACAACAUCACCACCGGAAAGGUAUAUCAGCGUGUAAUUGAGAAGGAACGGCGAGGAGACUACCUCGGAAAGACUGUGCAAAUUAUUCCCCAUGCUACGAACGAGAUCCAAGACUGGAUCGAACGUGUGGCCAAUCUGCCCAUUAACGACAACGGCGACAAGGCGGACGUGUGUCUUAUCGAAGUGGGUGGAACUGUGGGAGACAUCGAGAGCAUGGUUUUCCUGGAGGCUAUCCGCCAGCUGAUGAAGCGAGUGGGUCGUCAGAACGCCGUUCUCUGCCAUGUGAGUCUGGUGCCUGUAAUCGGCGUGGUCGGCGAGCAAAAGACCAAGCCGACGCAGACCACCGUGAAGGAGCUCCGCGCCACCGGCCUCUCCCCCGACUUCCUGAUCUGCCGCACCGCGACGCCCCUCGAAGAGGACACCAAGCGCAAGAUCGCUCUGUUCUGCGACGUUCCGGUGGAGAACGUGCUGGGCGUGCCGGACGUGAGCAACAUCUACCACGUCCCUCUGGUUCUCCGCGAGCAGCACGCCGCGCGCAACAUUCUGAAGCUCCUCGAGCUGCCCGUGGGCCCCGCCGAUCUCCACGAGUGGGAGGCGCUCGCAGCCCGCGUGGACAGCGUGGAAACGGAGGUCCGGAUCGCGAUCGUGGGGAAGUACACGCAUCUGUGCGACUCGUACAUCUCCGUCUCGAAGUCGGUGAAGCACGCCGCGUACUCGAUCGGGCGCAAGCCGGUGAUCGACUGGGUGGAGGCCACGGAUCUGGAGGACGGCACCAAGGACGCGGAUCCGGCGAAGUACCAGGCCGCGUGGGACCGACUCUACGCGGCGGACGGGAUUCUGGUGCCCGGAGGGUUCGGCGAUCGCGGCAUCGAGGGCAUGGUGAAGGCGGCGUCGUUCGCGCGCGUGCAGAAGAAGCCGUAUCUGGGGAUCUGUCUGGGUCUGCAGGUGGCGGUGAUCAGCUACGCGAGAGAUGUGUGCGAGUGGGAGGACGCGAACUCGCAGGAGUUCAGCAAGACGACGACGCACCCGGUGGUGAUCUCGAUGCCGGAGCACGACGUGGAGCAGAAGGGAGGCACGAUGCGACUGGGCGAGCGAAUCUCCGUGUUCAAGGACAGCGCCGCCGACUCGAUCAUGUUCCGUCUGUACGGACGAAAGAAGCAGAUCGUGGAGCGCCAUCGCCAUCGCUACGAAGUGAACCCCGAAGUGGUUCCCUUCAUGGAGUCCCAGGGACUCAAGUUCGUCGCCACCUGCACGGAGAACGAACGCAUGGAGGUCUUGGAGAUGGAGCGCGAGGAUCAUCCCUUCUUCGUCGCCUGCCAGUAUCAUCCCGAAUUCCUGAGCCGACCGCUGAAGCCAUCGCCGCCCUUCCUGGGACUGGUGCUGGCGUCUGCAGGGCAGCUGGACGAUUAUUUAGCGAAACUUUAGUUUGUUU
Blastocystis hominis is the source of this 1687-nucleotide messenger RNA. RefSeq lists its product as hypothetical. The transcript has 9 exons. Gene Ontology annotation, molecular function: CTP synthase activity; identical protein binding. Gene Ontology annotation, biological process: CTP biosynthetic process; pyrimidine nucleobase biosynthetic process. Bases 1 to 1680 code for a protein of 559 amino acids. NCBI's taxonomy places the organism in Eukaryota, Bigyra, Opalinata, Blastocystidae. The record is from RefSeq and is a predicted model, not a curated record.